CAACGACGAAAACAAUUGGCAACAAAGGCUGCUCGAAAGAGCGCACCUGCUACUGGCGGAGUGAAGAAACCACAUCGUUACAGACCUGGCACCGUCGCUCUUCGUGAGAUCCGCCGUUACCAGAAAAGUACAGAGCUCCUGAUCCGAAAGCUGCCAUUCCAACGUCUGGUUCGAGAAAUUGCGCAAGAAUUCAAGACCGACCUUCGAUUCCAGAGCUCCGCCGUGGUGGCCCCAGAAGAAGCCAGGGGGGCAUUUCUAGUGGUUCUUUUCGAAGACACCAACCCGUGUGCCAUUCACGCCAAAUGUGUAAUCAUCAUGCCCAAAGAUAUCCAACUUGCCCGUCGCAUCCGUGGCGAACUCGCUAGGAAGCCCCCGGAAAGCGCAUACCCUCGCCAAGCCGCAAAUUCGCCCCUUAAUUUUAUAUACAUUAUCAGAUUCCUUGACCAUGAAACAUACACUCAGAAUUUGAAAUUAUACUAA
Molecule: messenger RNA, 480 nt
Organism: Saccoglossus kowalevskii
Lineage: Eukaryota; Metazoa; Hemichordata; Enteropneusta; Harrimaniidae
Product: histone H3-like
Source: RefSeq, a predicted model, not a curated record